UUAUUUUAAGAAAUGGCACAGAUUUACUCUGUUAUUGCUUUUAGGUCGAUCUUUCUCUCCUGUACAGGCGUGUGAGUGAACGUCUAGCAGACGGGCCCAGGGCGUUCUGUUGCGUCUGCUACGUCUGAUUCUAGAUCUCAUCGAUUUUCAGUAAUCCAUUAUAGUAAAACCCUGACCAGAUCACUGCGUGCCGUGAAAGCAGACUGAUCUCAUUCUUGAGACGGUGUCUCUCUGUGUAUAUCACAUAUAUUUCAUACAGAUUCUCUACCCACUGUUGCCGUGGCUGGUGUUGCUGUCGGUGCUGGUGUGACCGGCGACGCUGUCUCUUCCUUGAUGGUUGGUUGUUGACCCGUGGCACACUUCCGAGAUUCCCUGAAAUCAUUCUUUGAAACUGAACACUCCUCCAUGGAAUGGAACAAGAAAUCAGAACCGGUGGAUCAGGAUGAGUACCAGGAUGAAGAGAAGAAACCUGUUCUCACCAUCGACACGUCGGAGACCGUCCGGUUAUACAAGAGGCGAUGGCUGAUGCUGGCCAUAUUCUCCUUGUUUUCUUUGAGCAGCGCCUACCAGUGGAUCCACCUGGGCAUCAUCGGAAACAUCAUCGUCAGCUACUACAAUUCCAGCCUCCCCGAGGAUCGCUUCCAACAGGACACGGUCAUUGAUUGGCUGUCGCUUAGCUACCUCGUCUGCUACGUUCCUUUCAUCUUUCCUGCCAUGUGGCUCCUCGACAAGAAGGGGCUGAAGGUGAAUAACGUUGUUGGGACCGUGCUGAACGCGGUAGGCGCGUGGCUCAAGUGCGCAAGUCUGGGGACCGAUCGGUUUGCUGUGUUGAUGAUAGGACAGAUCGUCUGCGCAGUAGCGGAAGUGUUUGUCGUCAGCAUUCCGCCCCGGCUGGCGGCAGUGUGGUUUGGUCCCAAAGAGGUCUCCACGGCAACAUCAAUAGGAGUGUUCGGAAACCAGGUUGGGGUGGCUAUUGGUUUCUUGUUGCCGCCCCUCCUUGUGCCCAACUCGCAGCACCUGGACGUGGUCAGUGGCGGUCUCUCCGUCAUGUUUUACGGCGGUGCUGUCGUAUGCACGGUGAUCUUAUUACUAAUGCUAAUAGUGUACCAGAAAGAACCGCCACUUCCUCCCAGCCGAGCUCAGAAAUUGGCGAAACAGGUUCUGGUGCAAAACAAUUAUUUAAUGUCUCUGAAACGGCUUGUGUCGAACCCAGGAUUUGUUUUAAUCGCUAUAUCAUAUGGUAUCAAUACAGGUGCGUUUUACGCAAUUUCCAUUCUACUCAAUCCUAUGGUGUUGUUUUAUUUCCAGGGAGAGGAACAGAGUGUUGGGUUGAUCGGACUGACGAUAGUACUAACUGGUAUAUGUGGCGCAGUGGUCGCCGGGAUUUGGUUGGACAGAACACGUACCUAUAAAUCUACGUCCACAGCUAUAUACUUCCUGGCGUGGGCCGGAAUGCUGGCCUUCACCGUUAUUCUCUACUUCAACCUCGGUCACAUUUGGCUAGUAUUUCUGACGGCCGGGUUUCUUGGGUUUUUCAUGACUGGCUACCUUCCUGUGGGUUAUGAGUUUGCGUCAGAAAUUACUUACCCGGAAUCAGAAGGGACGUCAUCUGGCAUCUUGACAGCUUCCGCCAUGUUCUUUGGCAUCGUGCUGACUCUGGGAAUGAGAGCGAUGAUGAAUGGAGUCAGUAUAUUGGCGGCCAACACGUUUCUGACGAUAGCUCUUUUUGUAGGCGGCGUUAUGACAGCACUUGUGAAACCCGAUUACAGACGACAGGAAGCAGAAAAAGAGAUCAUUAACCACUUGGAUCAUAUAGGAUUUACCGUGAUACCUGACGAAAGUGUAGAAAACCCACCAUUGAAAUGAAAUGACAUGGAAUAUUGACUGGAAUAAUUUUAUUUCAUCUAGUACCACUGUGUCAAGUAGUCUUUUGCUUGGAACAUGUAUGAGGUACCUGUAAAAAAAAAGUACUCAAAUUUUGUGCGUGUUUGUAAAAACAUCUAGUUAUACCGAAACAUAAGCCCUGAAAGAUACCAUUUUCUUCAGUUAAUACUUUGAGGUAGGGGUUGUAGUACUGAUAUUUAUGGGUCAUAGUUUGGUUGAUAUAUUGCAUAUAGUGUUUUUAAACACAAACGUUAACAUGGCCGCCUAUGGGAUUUUAUUUGGUAUAGUCGUACCUAUAAACGUUUAAGAGUACACUGAAUCUCAAAUAUCGUUACACUCAUGCAAUUUGUAUGGCGUUGCUAUGACGAUAAAGUCUCGAGUUCAAACUAAACGUUUUCUAAGCGCCAAACCAGUAUGCGAUAGCUGUGACCUUGUGAAUAAGUAAACAUUACACAAGAAGACGGACGAGGUCAUAAGCGCCGGGGGCAAAUUUCACAAAACAUCGUAAGUUACGUCUGCGACUAGCAGUUAUACCGGUCAUAUAUUGGUGUCUAUUUCACGAACAAAAUGACAUCAUUCCGGUGAAAAGGAGUAUUUGUCGGCUACAACGAAAUAAUCUAGACUCGGUAUGCAGGACCGUACACUCCGGGGGGCGGGGGAGGAGGGGGCGAGGGGCAGUUGCCUCCUGAGAAUUUCACUUUUUUUUUUUUUACUCCAGAAAAUAGCAUACACAUAUCAAGGUUUAAUUGUAUAGUGUUUCAUUUGUUUAUAAAAAGUAGUGCCCUGACACCCCUAGGAUUUUGAUCAGGGUACGACCCUGGUAAGUCGACUGCAACGAAAGAAUCUAGACCCAGUAUGUCGGCUGCAACGAAAGAAUCUAGACCCAGUAUGUCGGCUGCAACGAAUCGGCUGUAAUGUAAUUGUGCUGCAACCGGAAUAUUUGUGCCCUGAACUAAUGUGUGUCAUUGUCGGUCAAAAUACGCAGUGUUUUACGGGACUUUUAGUUUAAAUACAUCACUUGACCAAACCUAACCUGAAUAAUCUGCGGUGCUAUUUGAAAAUAAGGAUUUGCGGUGGGGUAGGGAGGUGAGGACGUAGUGAGAUAAGUAUUGAGUGCUUUAUAUGAAAAUGCCAGUUCGAGGGGUGGGGGUAUCUAGUCUGUGGCAAGUGAAGUCUUUAGGAGUCGGGGUCAUGCUCCCCUGUAAAAAAAAAAAAAAAAUUGAAAGAAAGUUUCUCCGGAGCAGUGUGGUUCAACCUCCACCCGCACCCACCCCAUACCCCACC
This is a messenger RNA of Gigantopelta aegis, 3168 nucleotides long. Its product is annotated as feline leukemia virus subgroup C receptor-related protein 2-like. Gene Ontology annotation, molecular function: heme binding; heme transmembrane transporter activity. Gene Ontology annotation, biological process: transmembrane transport; heme export. Gene Ontology annotation, cellular component: membrane. The coding region runs from base 406 to 1866 and encodes 486 amino acids. The record is from RefSeq and is a predicted model, not a curated record. Lineage: Eukaryota; Metazoa; Mollusca; Gastropoda; Neomphalida; Peltospiridae. The transcript is spliced from 11 exons.